Messenger RNA from Gasterosteus aculeatus aculeatus (three-spined stickleback), 4776 nucleotides. Its product is annotated as galanin receptor type 1. Gene Ontology annotation, cellular component: plasma membrane. Gene Ontology annotation, molecular function: galanin receptor activity. Gene Ontology annotation, biological process: G protein-coupled receptor signaling pathway; positive regulation of cytosolic calcium ion concentration; negative regulation of adenylate cyclase activity. NCBI's taxonomy places the organism in Eukaryota, Metazoa, Chordata, Actinopteri, Perciformes, Gasterosteidae. The record is from RefSeq and is a predicted model, not a curated record.
CUGUAACAAACGGGCUGUGGAUCAGACGCAUCCGGUGCGCAACGAGGACGAGCUCCAAGACGCGCAGCGGCAACAUCCACCAACACCGCACGGAGAAGAAGGUAGUUUGGUUUACACCUAUUAAGAAAGUGAGGUGAAAUAAUACAGGUGGGGGUGGGAGGCAAAACCUUGAGAUAAAUGAACAAGAAGGCGCAUGGAGACGCACCGGACCAUCGACUCGUGCUCUUAAAAACGGCGAUGAGGCGGCAGCGGGGCGCAGACCUCUCCUAGCUCCUUUCCGCAGAGGUUUAAGUUCGUCUGAAGAGGGGGUUGAAAAUCCAUCAUGAACUUUUCGGAGUCCGCGUGGCUCUCGGAGGAGCUGAGGAACCUCAGCGGAGCGGAGGAAGAGGACCAAAAACUUUUAUUCGGGAUCGGCACGGAUAACUUCAUCACGCUGCUGGUUUUCGGGCUGAUCUUCUCGCUCGGUGUGCUGGGCAACUCCAUGGUGAUCACCGUGCUGGCCAGGAGCAAACCGGGGAAACCACGGAGCACCACCAACAUAUUCAUCCUCAACCUGAGCAUAGCGGACCUGUCCUACCUGCUCUUCUGCAUCCCGUUCCAGUCCACCGUCUACAUGCUGCCCACGUGGGUGCUGGGAGCCUUCAUUUGCAAAUUCAUCCACUAUUUCUUCACCGUGUCCAUGCUGGUGAGCAUCUUCACCCUGUCGGCCAUGUCGGUGGACCGUUACAUUGCCAUCGUGCACUCCAGAAGGUCCUCCUCCAUCCGGGUGGCCAGGCAUGCUCUGAUCGGGGUGGUGGUGAUUUGGAUACUCUCCCUGGCCAUGGCCGCGCCAGUCAUGUAUUACCAGAACAUUUUCCACUCAAGAGACAAUCACACAUUCUGUUGGGAAGUGUGGCCCCAAAACCAGAAGAAAGUCUAUGUCGUUGGCACGUUUGUGUUUGGUUACGUUCUGCCUCUGCUGCUGAUUUCCUUCUGUUACGCAAAGGUCUUAAAUCACUUGCAUAAAAAGCUAAGAAAUAUGUCCAAAAAGUCAGAGGCAUCAAAGAAAAAGACUGCUCAAACGGUCUUGGUGGUGGUGGUGGUGUUCUGCCUCUCUUGGCUCCCUCAUCACGUCGUGCACCUGUGGGUGGAGUUUGGAACGUUCCCUCUGAACCAGGCCUCCUUCGUGUUUCGGGUGGCCGCCCACUGCCUGGCGUACAGCAACUCCUCCGUCAACCCCGUCAUCUACGCCUUCCUGUCGGAGAACUUCAGGAAGGCCUACAAGCAGGUGUUCAAAUGCCAGAUCGGCGGAAGUGAGUCGCCGCUCGACGACAUCAGGGAGAUCCGCAGCAAAGCGGACACGCCGCCCUCGACCAACUGCACCAACGUGUGAGCAGCGAGGUGUGGGCCGCCAGAGUUGACGUUGCUGCAGCGCCGCUCGUUCAACCUGGACCAGAGGGGAGGAGAUACAGCCGCCGUGGCUGCAGGGCAUGACUGUUCAACUCUUCGAUCGGUCUCUGCUCCCUUCAGUUAGGAUUAAAAAAAAAAUCAUUUUGAUUGUAGAACAUAGUGAACGUCAGAUCGCCAUGUAGUUACUAGCUAAUACAGCAAAAAUAAUACAAGGUCGUUGUUCUUUCAAGUACAAUUUUAAUCUGUGGACAUUUUUCAAGAAUAUUAUUGCAUCAUUUUGAUUGAUUGCGUAACAACCUCUUAGAAUGUUGUUUGAAUGCAUCUUCUCCGUCUGAAAAACUGUGUUUCAAAUCGUUUUGUAACAUGUGACAGUACUGUGAUUAUUUUGUUGUUGAAUUCAGCAAUUAUGACACCAACUAAUCCCAGUAGGGCUCUGAAACUCGACGCUUCAAAAGGUCUACUUGCUUGCUUUUUUGAGGGGGAACUCGAUGGUUUGAUGCGCAUUCAGUGGAGAAAAUGGUCUCGAACACGUUAGCUUUGAGUCCUAACGCAAGGAGGUACUUUGUCUUAUUAGAAAUUGUGGAAGUGUGGCCCGAAAUUGUGUAAGCUUCCCUUCACAAAAGAUAGACUUUUAUCUUACUAAAAAUCUGACCUCAGGUAGCUGUCUAAUUGUAUUCGCUGCAAAGUUUGUCCUUGUGGAGAAAUUCAACAGUUAGAAGGACAUUCGGAUGAAUUUAACAUGAUAAAAACUUCCAUUCCAUUGUGGGAGGCAAGGAGCGGACUCAGACCGUCUGCUUACUCAUCGGGCUCCGGACAGUUUCCUUGGGGACACAAAAAGGAUUGACCAUGUCCUCAGUGUUACUGUGGUCUCUAUGAUGUCAGAGACCACAAAACAGGAGCCAACUUUUCCAUGUCAGCGGGUGCCACUGGUCAGCAGGUCUCACUGAUUGUUACCAUGGAAACCUAUUCUCCACCAGGGAAACGGGACUCUCGAGGCGCUUUAACAUUAUCAUGAAAAAAACACUUUUGCAAGAGCCUCCUCGAUUACAGUUAAUUUCCAGAUUUGCAGAAAUGUGCAUUAUAGAGCCCAGGUUGUACACAUGUAUAUAUUAUAUAUACUAGCAUUUAGUUCUGGUAAGGUGGGGCCCUUUUUAGGUCUUUUAUUUUUGAGAUUCUGAGCCCUGGACACAGUUCUGUAAGCUGACCCAGUGUUAAACAACGACAACAAAAAAUCACUUUCCCAUUUCCAAACAUUCAUUUCAGAGGAUGCGACACGCGUAUUUGUACUUUUUGAGAUGUUGAAGGUACGUCGGAGCGGUUUCAAGUAUCAAAACUAAUGUGAAGAGUAAUUGAUAACAUUUUUUGUUGUCGUCUUGCUCAGCACUGCUGACAAAAGGUCACCACUCUAGAUAAGAAAUUGCCAAAAAUCAUUGCCAUCACACACAGGACAAUUAAAGCCAGUUUUUUUUUAUUUGCUUUUGAAUAUAAUGAACACUCGAGCUGAUAUACACGUAUGCUUCAGUCUAUUUUUGGCUGUUAUGUCAUCUGUAACAUGUUAUGUGAACGGCUUUGAUAUUGCGUCGUGCGAGAUUGAUGCUUGUUUUGCACAUUUUCUAGUCGCCGUUAUUCUCACUACAAAAAAAAACUAAUAGGAAUCCUGUUGAAAAAAUAAGCAUACUGAAGUAAUCAUCCUGUAUGUAUGUAUGUAUGUAUGUAAGUGCUUCGGCGAGCCUCCACACAGCAGCUUUACCUCAAUUACAACCUGACCAUUAAAACUAAAGAACACGAGACAAUAGACAAUAGACUUGGUGGGAUCGGGGUGGGGGGGGGUUGGCGGGGUCUGCUGCGGCUCAGACGCCUGAUUAACACCAACUUCAACCAAAAAAGGAGGACUCAUCCCCGCCAUCUGCAGACGCCUCCACCCCGUCGGCGAGGAUCUCGGAUAUGAAAAGCCAAGUGCUGUUGAUGACUUUGCUUACUGUGGCGCUGUCGGCACAGAUGGUGAUGCUCAUCCGUGCCCACACGGAACUGGGGACAUUUCUGAAAGGGGACACGGGCAUGGAAAUGGAAUCCAAGUAGUAGCAGGGACAUGUUCUAUUCUUUGUUUGGAUUACACAGGUAAUGGGAAUAAAAGAAAUGACUGUAGCAGAUGCUACGCAAGUGGAACACAGUGAGAGAAGAGAAGAGGGUUGUUUUCUUCAAGAUACGAAGACCCACAGAAGGAGCACAUGAACAAAAGCAUGUCUUUUCAGUAAAUCACAAAAAAUGGCAGUAUAAUGAUUUACUAUAUGGAAAGGUAUUACUAGAGUACAAUUUCUAAGGAUGGAUAACUGAAAGAGCCGCCCUGGGCUUCAUCCACAAAAAAUAUUGCUCAAAGUAAUACAUCCGAACCAAGAACAGACUCAAAAGGACCACAAAGAAACAGAAAAUGACCACAACAACUCCAAAGAGAUUUAAUACAGCUGCAAACAGACACAAAGAGACUUCAAAAAUACACAGUGAAUAUGAAACAAGGCAAAAAAACUAACAAAAGUAUAACUAAAAAAACAUUAGGAUACACACAAUUACUACAUAGAGAUACAAAGCAACCACAAAGUGACAUAAAGUAACUACAAAAGGAUGUCAUUUUUAUAAUAUUGCAUGUAUUGUUUUUUGUUAAGCACCAAUAACAAACCAAAAUCCUUGCGUGCAAUAAACCGAUUCCGAUUCUGCCUCUAAAAUGACUCUAAAGUAACACAAAACAACUAGAAGGUACAGAAUGACUACAAGUAGAUAUGUAACCACUACGUCUUAAAAUCUAUGCCAGAAAGCAAGAAAAAUGUAUUAGUUGAUCUCUGCUAGUCCUUAAGAUAAAAUAUUCACACUAAUUACAGUGUUACCUUUAAGUUGAGUUACUUUCUAGAGAUCAUCUCAGUUUCUAGCGCUAAGAAAAGAGAGACGAGACGAGCCUGUAAUGGUCCCGCAGCGGGGAAAAUCACAGGACAUCAAGUAGAGUAAGUGAAAACAUGGCUCGCCACUGAGGAGAUGAAAUAAAAAUACUGUUUCUUAGUGGAGGUUUAUUUUGGUGUUUAUUCAUAGACUUAGAUGAUACUGUUUGUACAGCCUAUCAGUGCUCUUCGUGUUCUGCUGAGGUGAUCGCGCUGUGUCUUUUUAAACGUGUUAGCUGUAUAGAUUUAGCUGUGUUGUUUAAAUCAAACGAGGAGGGAAAAAACAGACAAUUUUCUUGCCCGUCUUUCUGUGCUUGAAAAUGCAACUUGUAAGAAUCAUUUUAGCCUCUGUGAAAUAUUCUGUAUCUGGAAUGUAUUUUGAAUUACAUCCACGCUUUUGACCUUGUCUUUAUGCAGUGCUACUUAUACUAUACAUUAAACUUUGUGGCAUUUCCUUGAA